This is a messenger RNA of Coffea arabica (coffee), 1779 nucleotides long. The record is from RefSeq and is a predicted model, not a curated record. Lineage: Eukaryota; Viridiplantae; Streptophyta; Magnoliopsida; Gentianales; Rubiaceae.
AUGCGAAAUGGAAUGUGUAAGAAUCAUUAUCCAAAGGAAUAUCUUGAACGGACUACUCAUUCUGAAGAUGGUUACCCUCAUUAUAGACGAAGGCAGAAUAACCGAUCUGUUAGGGUAAGGAAUCAUUGUCUAGACAAUAGAUGGGUUGUCCCCUACACUCCAUACCUUCUUGCUCUUAUAGAUUGUCACUUAAAUGUCGAAAUUUGCUCCACUGUUAAGCUGGUCAAAUACUUGUACAAAUAUGUAUACAAGGGGCAUGACAGAGUCAGUUUCCAUAUUCAUUCUGAAAAUACUUCGGAAGAUAUAGAUGAGAUCCAUGAAUUCCAAUCUGCUCGAUGGGUUGCAGCUGCUGAAGCAAUGUGGCGCAUUUAUAGAUUUCCGAUUUCAGAAAUGUCGCCUUCUGUUUACACGCUUCAGCUCCAUCUUCCAGGCGAACAAAUGGUUUCUUUCCAUAGGAAUUCGAACCUAUCAGAUCUGAUCAACAGUGCAGAUUUUUCUAAAACAAUGCUGACUGAGUUUUUUUCCAUGAAUAGACGAAGUAAACAGACACGCAUGCUUAAAUGUCUGUAUCGGGAUUUUCCAGAGUACUUUGUUUGGCAUUCCGAUAAGAAAAAAUGGACUCGCAGAAAACGCAGAAAGGUCAUCGGAAGAGUGGUUGCGGUUAAUCCCAGUGAAGGUGAACGAUACUUUCUAAGGUUGCUCUUAUCUCAUAUUCGUGCGCCAAAGUCAUUUAACCACCUUCUUACUGUCAAUGGCCAACUUUCGUCUUCCUAUCGAGAAGCUGCCUUUCGGAUGGGCUUGCUUCAAUCUGAUGCUUAUAUAGAAGACACUCUUGACGAAGCCAGUACUUUUCAAAUGCCUUGGUCGCUUAGAGCCUUGUUUUCAAUGUUACUUGUUUUCUGUGCUCCUUCCAAUCCUAUUAGUUUAUGGGAGAAAUAUGAGAAGGACUUGUCAUCUGAUUUCGAAAGAAACGGCCUUGCAAAUGGCCGUGAUCCUGCUUACAUUAGGAGAUGUGUGCUGCAGGACAUAAAUAGAUCACUGGAGCAGAUGGGUAAACGCAUUGGUGAUUACCAUCUGGUCCCUGACGAUCAUUUGUUUACUGACCAUGAACGUUUUGCCAAGGAAAUUGAAAGUGAACGGAAUAUUCCCUUUUCAGAUGAUGAUUUGCUAACGGUUUAUCAAUUGAACGUUGGUCAGCAAGCUGCAUAUAAUACUAUUAUGUCAGACAUCUAUUCACCUGAUUGCAAAAGCUUCUUUGUCGAUGGUCCUGGAGGAACGGGUAAAACCUUUUUGUAUCGUGCCCUACUUGCUACGUUGCGGACUCAAGGCCAUAUAGCAUUGGCAGUUGCCUCAUCCGGGGUAGCAGCGUCUAUUCUUCCUGGAGGGAGAACCGCUCACUCACGGUUUAAGAUUCCUCUUGAUGCAUCAAGCACUAAGACUUGCCAAAUCAGUAAGCAGAGCUCGAUUGCUAAACUGAUUGUCAUGGCCAAGUUAAUCCUGUGGGACGAGGCUUCAAUGGCGAAGCGAGAUACCAUUGAAGCAUUUGAUCUACUCCUUAAGGAUAUCAUGGACAGUGACAAGCCGUUUGGUGGUAAAGUUGUCGUUUUUGGUGGCGACUUUCGUCAAACGCUCCCUGUCAUUCAAAAUGCAACACGAGAUAUUCAGGUUCAGGCCAGCUUUGUCAACUCUACUUUGUGGGGCAGCUUACAAAUAAUUACUCUAACGGAGAAUAUGCGAGCUCUUCUAGAUAAACCGUUUCAGAAUUCCUUCUUAGAGUAG